GCAGCCCGGCCAGGACUCUGCCAUGCUGGUGUGCGAGGCGUGUGACAAGGGCUACCACAGCUCCUGCACGGAGCCAGCCACCCAGGGCCUCCCCACCGGCCCCUGGAAGUGCAAGAACUGCUGGGUCUGCUCAGACUGUGGCCAGCACCCCAGCUCCAGCUGCCAGUGGUCCCCGGGCUCGGAGGUGUGUGGGGACUGCCAGCAGCGCCGUGCCACGGCCGAUGUCCCCACGGCGCCAGAACCUUCACCACAGCCUGACCCACCUGCCCAGAUGUCCCCCCAUCCCAGGUCAGAGUCCCCUGUCCCCAGCGACUCGAUGGAUGCGCCCAUGCCCCCGCCUGAGCUGGAGCCUGUGGGGUGUGAUGAGGAGACACAGCCCCUCGUGGACCCCAAGGAGACACCCCCAGACCCCCAAGAGGCACCCCCAGACCCCAAGGAGGCUCCCCCAGGCAAUGCUGAGUGUCCUCCUGGCGAGCUGGCCUCUGUGGAGGUGCCCCCCAGUGAAGAACCCCCCGAAGAACUUCCCUCAGAUGAGCUGCCCCUCGAUCAGCCGCCCCCCGACACGCAGCCCUCUGACAUUCAGCCUCCUGACGUGCAGCCCCCUGAGGAGCCCCUUCCUCUCCUGCUGCCCCCCGAGGAGCCCCCCUGUGAGGAGCUGCCCCUUGAGACCCCAUCCCUUGCUGAGCUGCCCCCUGACAGACCCUCCCUCGAGGAGUUGCCCCCCAGUGAACCCCCCCACAACGAGCUGCCCCUCGAUGUCCCUCUCCUUGCUGAGCUGCCCCCUGAGAAACCAGCGUUUGAAAAGUCGCCCCCCCAUGAGCUGCCCCCCCCUGAAGUACUGCCCGUUGACAAAUCACCCCCUGACGAGCUGCCCCCCAACGAGUCACCCCCCAAACCUCCUCCCCUUGAAGAGCCACCCCUCAGUGAGCCAUCCCUGGAUGAGCUGCCCCUCAACAAGCCACCCCCUGAGGAGCUGCCCCCCGAGGAGCUGCCCCCCAGUGAACCUCCCCCCAUCGAGCUGCUCCCCAAGGACCCCCUUCCUGAAGCGCUGCCCCCCGAGAAGCUGAGCCCUGAAGAGCCCCCCCUUGUUGAGUUGGCCCCUGAAGAGCCGGUCCCCAGCGAGCUGCCCCCCGAGGAGGACCUGAAACCACCAGGUCUCCUCCCCGAGGUGACAGUGGCAGAGGAAGCGCCAGCCCUGGCUCCAGAGGUGCUCCCUGAGGAGGAGAUGGAGCUGGAGCCAGAGCCCUCGCUGCCCCCUGAGAUGACACCCCCACCCUCAGCUCCCCCAGCUCUCCGUGCCAUCUCACCUGCACGGACCCCAGCGCCCUCCCCUGAUGCCAAGGAGGACGAGGUGCUCGAGCCCCCCACUCGCCGACGUGGAGAGCUCGCCCAGCAAGGAGGAGGAUGAGGACGAUGAUGACACCAUGCAGAACACAGUCGUCCUCUUCUCCAACACUGACAAGUUUGUGCUCAUGCAGGACAUGUGCGUGGUGUGUGGCAGCUUCGGGCGUGGGGCCGAGGGGCACCUGCUCGCCUGCUCCCAGUGCUCCCAGUGCUACCACCCCUACUGUGUCAACAGCAAGAUCACCAAGGUGAUGCUGCUGAAGGGCUGGCGCUGCGUGGAGUGCAUCGUGUGCGAGGUGUGCGGCAAAGCCUCGGACCCCUCGCGCCUGCUGCUCUGCGACGACUGCGACAUCAGCUACCACACCUACUGCCUGGACCCCCCGCUGCAGACCGUGCCCAAGGGCGGCUGGAAGUGCAAGUGGUGCGUGUGCUGUGUGCAGUGUGGGGCUGCAUCUCCUGGCUUCCACUGCGAGUGGCAGAACAACUACACCCACUGUGCACCCUGUGCCAGCCUGGUUGUGUGCCCCUUCUGCCGUGAGAAAUACGUGGAGGACGAUCUGCUCAUCCAGUGCCGGCACUGUGAUCGGUGGCUGCACGCCGCGUGUGACAGCCUCUUCACUGAGGAGGAGGUGGAGCAAGCUGCAGAUGAAGGUUUUGACUGCAGUGCCUGCCAGCCCUACGUGGUCAAACCCGGUGAGUUCAUGAGGUAUUGGGGAACUCCGGGGGAUCUGGGGGGCAUUUGA
Zonotrichia albicollis (white-throated sparrow) is the source of this 2087-nucleotide messenger RNA. The record is from RefSeq and is a predicted model, not a curated record. Lineage: Eukaryota; Metazoa; Chordata; Aves; Passeriformes; Passerellidae.